CAACAUGCGUACAUGAAGACAAAGUUCAUUUCCAAUUGAUUUGAUCUCUUCUAGUUUCACAGAUCCAAAUAUUUUAGCUUCAAUAUUUUUAUAAAGUUGUUAAAAAUGUCAGAUGCACCAGCGAUUGGACACUAUAGAUGUCGAAAUCAGACACAGGAAGAAAGUAUUUACAAUUUAAUUCCUACAAUUCCCCCUGCAAAAGAAAAACCUGCAAGAUACAAGUCCAAAUUUGCAGAAGCAGUUCGCCAUGAUUUAAAGAACAAUAAGACCAAUUCUAAAACUAUGGGUCCUGCGAAAGUUGAAGUUGCCAAACCAAAAGAAUUCCUGGUCAAACAUUCCAAAGAAAAAAAUUUAUCAGAGGGAAAAUCUCAAUUCAAGUAUCCUGAUGCAGAAAAAAGAAAACCAUCAGUGCCAAAGCACAACGAGAAGCCAGCAAUUAUGGGUGUUAAGUCAAACAAGAAUUUCAUAACUACAAAUGCUGUUGAAAACAUCAUGUCUAUACCCAAAAAACAUGAAAAAAAGUAUGCUGAUACCAAAACAGGAGCAACUCAUCAACUAGAACCAUCAGGAUUAACACCAAAAUAUAGAAACAAAAAAGACUUUGGCAAAACACCUGAGUAUCUUGAGAAACGCAAGAAAGAAGUUGAGCAAGCUCAAAUUGAAUAUGAUACUUACAUUAGGGAAAAAUUUCGACUGGGCGCAAUGAAAAAACUGUCAGAAGAUGAAAGACAAUCAAUAAUUAAUGGAUUAAAGUCAAACUGGGAAGAACUACAUCAUCAUUAUCAAGGUUUGUCAGUUGUAACUGACACUGCUCCAAAAAAAGCCCGAAAAGAAAACCUUGAAGCUCAAAUGAAGCAAUUGGAGAGAGAUAUUGAGACAAUGGAGAAACAUAAAAUUAUAUAUAUAGCAUCCUAAGUAACACAAAAGAACACAAACAUAUAUAAAUAUAUGAAUACAAAUAGACUAAAAAAGAAAUUUUAUGUACAGCUGUUAAAAAUCCCAGUAUGUUACUUAUAAGUAAAAAUAAAACAAAAAUGAUGAAUUUGUAUGAUGAACAACAAUUUACUGUAAAAUGUCAGUUGUAACUAAAGGUAUUUUCAAAAUAUUCAUGAAAA
Molecule: messenger RNA, 1115 nt
Organism: Xenia sp. Carnegie-2017
Lineage: Eukaryota; Metazoa; Cnidaria; Anthozoa; Malacalcyonacea; Xeniidae
Product: enkurin-like
Exons: 5
Coding region: 106-915 (269 amino acids)
Cellular component (GO): acrosomal vesicle
Molecular function (GO): calmodulin binding
Source: RefSeq, a predicted model, not a curated record